CCAGGUCGCCCUCUCACCCCCUCACAGGAGGAAGUGGAUACAGCUCUGUGAAACAUCAUCGGCUAGCAGCUGCGCUAACUGCCCUGAAGAUGGACACGCUAAUAUUGGAGCCCUCGCUGUACACUGUGAAAGCAGUCUUAAUUAUGGACAAUGAUGGAGAACGACUCUAUGCCAAGUAUUAUGAUGACACUUACCCUACAGUUAAAGAGCAAAAGGCCUUUGAGAAGAACAUCUUCAACAAGACACAUAGAACAGACAGUGAAAUUGCUUUGCUGGAAGGCCUUACAGUUGUGUACAAGAGCAACAUAGAUCUGUAUUUCUAUGUAAUUGGCAGUUCACAUGAAAAUGAGCUGAUGCUUAUGUCAGUGUUGAAUUGUCUGUUUGACUCCUUGAGUCAAAUGCUGAGGAAAAAUGUGGAAAAGAGAGCCUUACUUGAGAAUAUGGAGGGCCUUUUCUUAGCUGUCGAUGAGAUUGUAGAUGGAGGUGUCAUCCUGGAGAGUGACCCGCAGCAGGUGGUCCACAGAGUGGCUCUGAGGGGCGACGACGUGCCUCUGACAGAACAGACCGUCACUCAGGUGCUGCAGUCUGCAAAAGAGCAGAUCAAAUGGUCUUUACUACGAUAAGACGCUACUGCCCUCAAGAAGAACAUUGUAGCGCAUGUAUCACCACCUCUCCUGUCACUCAUGCCUCUUAACGCAUCUUCUUUUCACACUUUUGAGUAUUCUCUGUACUGUGAAAUUGAAAGUCCCUUGGAAAAAAAAAUUUCUAACAUUUCUCUUACUUCAAGACGAGACAGGCACUGAACACAUGGAGCCCUAAGGCAAUUACGCUGUUCUGUUUAUGACAGUUUGCUGAGUGGACUCUCUCUCUUUUUCUAUUCGUUCUGGAAAGUAAGUCAAGCCCAUACUGCAUGUAUGUCAACAGUGGAUAUAGCAAGGACCCAUUGUCAUGAGCCAGUUCUUUUUUCUGUAAUACAGGAAAAGAGAGAGACAGAGAAAAACUGGGGUGUUUUGUUUGGGAGGACUUGCCCUUUAAGGAAAAGUACCAGGGACUUUCUGAUUAUUCCAUUCCGGUUGACCUUGAAUGUGUGUUUGUGUGAGAUAUUCGUGCUGUACGCAAAACGCUGUGCGAAUAGAGAAUGUGAUUCAUGUACAUUCCAGUGGUCGAGUCUCCCCUCUCCCCUCCCAAAUCCAUGUUAUGAUUGAAAUAAAACCGACUGUUUCCUCUUUG
Colossoma macropomum (tambaqui) is the source of this 1230-nucleotide messenger RNA. RefSeq names its product COPI coat complex subunit zeta 1 (gene copz1). NCBI's taxonomy places the organism in Eukaryota, Metazoa, Chordata, Actinopteri, Characiformes, Serrasalmidae. Gene Ontology annotation, biological process: intracellular protein transport; retrograde vesicle-mediated transport, Golgi to endoplasmic reticulum; intra-Golgi vesicle-mediated transport. The record is from RefSeq and is a predicted model, not a curated record. The transcript has 9 exons. Gene Ontology annotation, cellular component: COPI vesicle coat. The coding region runs from base 90 to 623 and encodes 177 amino acids.